Medicago truncatula (barrel medic) is the source of this 836-nucleotide messenger RNA. RefSeq lists its product as uncharacterized. Lineage: Eukaryota; Viridiplantae; Streptophyta; Magnoliopsida; Fabales; Fabaceae. The record is from RefSeq and is a predicted model, not a curated record. The transcript has a single exon. Bases 17 to 688 code for a protein of 223 amino acids.
CACUCGUCGGAAAGUGAUGUCUGAUUGUGGAAGAAAACCAUUCCCCGUCGUCUAUAACGACGGCGAAACCGAAACCAACCUCGGAAUCAUCACGGUGUACCCCACCAUGAAUAUCAAAACUCUUCUCUCCAAACUCAGUCACAAGAUUGGAAUAUUGCCGCAUCAGUUUUCCGUUUUCAUCGCCGACCAAAACAGUGACCGGAAAAUCCCUUUCACCACCAAGGUCAACAUCCCCGCAGUGGCGUGUGAAGACGCCACGUAUGCUUUUUAUGUGAGCCGGUGUGGGAGUUAUAAGAAGGCUUUGGUGAAGAAGAAUAAUAACUUGUCGGAGAAAAAAAUGCUUCAAUGUCGUGACGAUGGUUCCCGACCAGUGUCUGCGGCGGAAGCUUUGGUUUUUGAACGUGGGGAAAUGGAGAGAAGGAUGCUUAAGUUUAAGAUGGAAAGAGAGGCGUUUUUGAUGAGAAUGGGAAACAAAGUUGAGUCUUUUAGAGUGGAACCGCCGAUGGAUAAUGGCGGAGGAAGCCGUGGAGGAAGCGGUGUGUAUUGUAAGGAGUGUGUGAUGGCUGAAGUGAUAAGGACUAAGGCUGAUUUCCAUUUAUGCAUUCGUGAUGAGGUAAUUAUAGGGUUUAAGACGUCGGUGGGACCGAUUUGCCGACCGGUGAGAAAUUCCGAUGAGGAUGGACACUGAUUUGCGGGGUGAUGUUUCUUUUAUCUAUUGAAGAAAGGUAAAAAAAAUUAAAAAAUGAAGGAUAAAAAUUGUACAUAUGAAAAAAAAAUAAAUUAGACGGAAUGCUCGUCUAUGGUAAUACCAUAUCCAUAGUAGACGGAAUUGGAUU